Nomascus leucogenys (northern white-cheeked gibbon) is the source of this 1832-nucleotide messenger RNA. It is a transcript of the gene THOC3, whose product is annotated as THO complex subunit 3. The record is from RefSeq and is a predicted model, not a curated record. NCBI's taxonomy places the organism in Eukaryota, Metazoa, Chordata, Mammalia, Primates, Hylobatidae. Gene Ontology annotation, cellular component: THO complex part of transcription export complex. Gene Ontology annotation, biological process: mRNA export from nucleus. Gene Ontology annotation, molecular function: protein binding.
UUUAGAAGGUUAGUGUUGGUUCUUUUAUUCGAUUAAACAGGGAUACACAUAUAUCUACCAAGGAAUAGGUAAGGGAGAAAUAAGAACACUAAAAAAACUCGGAAUCGUUAAGUGUGAAGCAUAUUUGGAGUUAAAAGAAACAAAUAUUACUAAGUAAGCAGAGGCGGGCACGCGCUGCAUACCGGGAUUUGUAGUCCCUUCCGGGGCUGGGUACAGCGCGCCUGCGUAGAGGGGCCGUCGCUCUUCCCGGCGCAUGCGUGCGGCAGCGGCGCCAGGACUGAUUGCACCCUCGAGGCUGCUGCCGUAUUGUGAGCUGGAAGCUGGGAGCUCGGCAUGGCUGUCCCCGCUGCAGCCAUGGGGCCCUCGGCGUUGGGCCAGAGCGGCCCCGGCUCGAUGGCCCCGUGGUGCUCAGUGAGCAGCGGCCCGUCGCGCUACGUGCUUGGGAUGCAGGAGCUGUUCCGGGGCCACAGCAAGACGCGCGAGUUCCUGGCGCACAGCGCCAAGGUGCACUCGGUGGCCUGGAGUUGCGACGGGCGUCGCCUAGCCUCGGGGUCCUUCGACAAGACGGCCAGCGUCUUCUUGCUGGAGAAGGACCGGUUGGUCAAAGAAAACAAUUAUCGGGGACAUGGGGAUAGUGUGGACCAGCUUUGUUGGCAUCCAAGUAAUCCUGACCUAUUUGUUACGGCAUCCGGAGAUAAAACCAUUCGCAUCUGGGAUGUGAGGACUACAAAAUGCAUUGCCACUGUGAACACUAAAGGGGAGAACAUUAAUAUCUGCUGGAGUCCUGAUGGGCAGACCAUCGCUGUAGGCAACAAGGAUGAUGUGGUGACCUUUAUUGAUGCCAAGACACACCGUUCCAAAGCAGAAGAGCAGUUCAAGUUCGAGGUCAACGAAAUCUCCUGGAACAAUGACAAUAAUAUGUUCUUCCUGACAAAUGGCAAUGGUUGUAUCAACAUCCUCAGCUACCCAGAACUGAAGCCUGUGCAGUCCAUCAACGCCCAUCCUUCCAACUGCAUCUGUAUCAAAUUUGACCCCAUGGGGAAGUACUUUGCCACAGGAAGUGCAGAUGCUUUGGUCAGCCUCUGGGAUGUGGAUGAGUUAGUGUGUGUUCGGUGCUUUUCCAGGCUGGAUUGGCCUGUAAGGACCCUCAGUUUCAGCCAUGAUGGGAAAAUGCUGGCGUCAGCAUCAGAAGAUCAUUUUAUUGACAUUGCUGAAGUGGAGACAGGGGACAAACUAUGGGAGGUACAGUGUGAGUCUCCGACCUUCACAGUGGCGUGGCACCCCAAAAGGCCUCUGCUGGCAUUUGCCUGUGAUGACAAAGACGGCAAAUAUGACAGCAGCCGGGAGGCCGGAACUGUGAAGCUGUUUGGGCUUCCUAAUGAUUCUUGAGAGGAGGUUGUAGGGAGAGGAGGCCCCGGCGGAGGUUUUCCUUCAUGUGGUUAGUUUGGUCUGUUCUCUCGGAGUUAGUGGGCACCCUAAAUAUUUGUAAGUUGGUAUAAAUUGUAAACGUCUCGGUCAGGCCGCCCAUUUUGUUCUUUUGCUUUGUCUGUGUAUUAGCUCUUUCCAUUCUUUGCCCCCAGCAUGAGUUAACUCGUGUGGACUCUGCAGUGCGAGUAGUGACCCCAGCAUACCUUGUCCUCUGGACCUCCUGUCUUCUCUGCUUCUGGGUACACGGUAGACUUUGUGGCAUUUGAUACAACUUGGACAAUACCUAGUUUGGAGGGGAGGGGAAUGGAAGGGCGUGGAAGUUUUUUAAAAUAAUUUUAAAAAAUAUACAUAUAUAUAAUUUUGAGAAUUGAGCAUUUAAUAAACUGACUUUUGUUAUUAUGGAA